GAACGGAAGCGGGGGGGCGGGGCCGAGCCCGGAGCGACGAGCGGAAGCGGCCGCGGCUGUUGGGUGAGGCGCGGAGAACGUUUUUCUCUGAGUCCGGGCCCGGCCGAGCUCAAAAUCCCCUACCCCGGGGACGCCGAAAGAACCUAAGAGACUUGGGCUUCCGGAGAGGUCACCGCCGGCUGCCGCUGCUCUGCCUCUGCGCCGCCGCCGCCGGAGGACGCGGUCCUGACAGGCCUCCAGGCCGAGGCGCGGCCCGCGGAGCCCGACGUGCUGCUGUGAGUACUCCGAGAGCCCUCGCCACAGUCAUUUACCAAUUAAAAUGGAGGAGAUUUCGCUGGCUAACCUGGAUACUAACAAGCUAGAGGCCAUCGCUCAGGAGAUAUACGUAGACCUGAUAGAGGAUUCUUGUUUGGGCUUCUGCUUUGAGGUGCACCGGGCAGUCAAGUGCGGCUACUUCUACCUGGAGUUCGCAGAGACUGGGAGCGUGAAGGAUUUUGGCAUACAGCCGGUGGAAGAUAAAGGAGCGUGCCGUCUCCCGCUUUGCUCCCGCCCUGGAGAGUCUGGGAACGGGCCUGAUCAACAGCUGCAACGCUCACCUCCGGAAUUCCAGUAGCUGGUAACGUGAGAGAAUCUUGAGGGCAACCAGGACAGUAAUAUAGACCGGUCCUGUGGUUUGGAGCAGUUGGGUAGCUAAGUAGAAAAAAACAAACAAAAGACCUAAGUCCCAAUUCCCAUUGAAGAUCCUGGCCUUAAAAAUCCCAAAGUGGAGAAUUUAGGAAUUCGGAUCCUUUGAUUAGGCUAUUACCCGGGAUCAGCUUUGAAACCCUGGGUGGAAGGAGCUGUGCAUCCUGGUACCAAGCAGUGUACGUUGAUCGCUCAACACACCAGGAAGUUCACAAGAUCCCUGUACUGUCCCCCAGUGCACAGGUGAGCAGCUGUGUGCCCAGCACAUAAAUUGCUUUGGUUCAUCAACCUUUCCAUCUGCCUGAUGUCAGGGGCUUCCUGGAUAACUGACAGUUUGGACAUAACUGAUGGUCAGGCCUUAAUCACUGGGCCUCAGUGGGUCUGUACUUCUCAUCUCUUAGCCUCUAAUUUGGGCUUCUCCAAGACAAAUGUCAAGUCUGGUAUGAAAUCUGGACAUUAAUUCCAAUUUGGGAAAACCACGAAGGAAUUCCCAGCUGAAUAUGACUGGGGAAGCUCUAUGGUCUUGGCUCCAACAGGAAGAAAAGGUUAAAGACACCAGUUUCCCCCCAUUAUUUACAAUGACUUCAAUGGAGCUGGGGACAAGGGAUAGCCUUUUGCUGAGCUGAGCCCUCUUUCUUGUGGCCCUCUCUAUGGCAUAGGCUUGACAGAUGGACAACUUGGUUGUGGAGACAGGCUGAAGAUUUAGUUAUAAUCCCUUGGGGAGGUGGUAGGGAUCUCUGCAACUAUGCACGAUCUCUCAAACUGCAAGAACCUUAUAAAGGUAGAUUAUACUGUGGACAGCACAUUGGUGGGGGCAGUCAUUUUCCUGACUUGGUCAUUUUUCUGGGGCACUACCUGCCUCUCACACCAGGGGCAGGACAGAAUUACAAAAGAGCAUCGAGGCUGUGGUUUCAAAGCUGAGCCCAGACAGAAACUGUCCCAGCUGUUCUCCAUAAUGUUAAAGGGUCAGUGCUAGGAGCAGGACUGGGUUGUCUCUCAUCUGUGCAGUAUCCUGUUGAGUGCCCCUUUUCCUUGGGUUAGACAGUCACAGAGCUGUUAACGGUGAACAUCUAGACUGUCACCACUUCUCUGCUCCUCACAAGAGGCAGCCCUUUCCACUUGGUUCCCUUUGGACCUUCUCUACAAGAGCUGACCUUAUGUUGUUGGAAGUCAGAGAAGGACCCCCAGAAAGCCCUUGGGUUCAGGGAGUGGGAGAGGUGAGAAUGGGAAAUGUGAGCCACAUAUCGAAACUACCCUCACAUUUUGCUCCUUGAUCAAGGGUUUAUGAAGUCUAGAGGGGUAGAAGCCCCAAGAUGAGCAGGAACGGUGCUGCUUUAUUUGAAAUGUUUUCUUACCUCAUUAUGUGUCCCAGUAAGGGGCCCAGCCCCAUCUGUCGGGCUGGGCCCCGUUUUCCUCCUGUCCCCUGCUCCACUGCCUAUCUGGUGCAGCUCAUGACCCCAGGUGCUGCCUGCCACCCUGCUUUCACACGGACCAGUUUCAGUUCAUCUCUUCUGAUGUUUCUGCUUCUGAAACCUGCCCAGUUUCCCUUUCCUUGGCUCUCUUAAUCUUUGUUUUUUGUUUUUUUCCUUGUUUCUGCGGAAAACUCAGAGGAAUCUUUUUUACAGCUCCCUCUGUUGGGAUUCAGAAGGAAAAAGAACAUAAUUUUUUUUGUAUGUGAAAGGCAGUGUCAUGUGUAAGCAUUUCUUCUAUAGUACUGCCUUGCUCCUAUGCCUUCCUGCUGUGUCUUCAUGUGGAGUUACAUCUUCCAUUUCUACUUGGAUACUGCCUCUAAGGACCUAAGCAGAAGAGCAGAAAAGGCUGGCUGACACAGGGAUGGAGUGGGUCCUGAUCCCUUUUCUCUUAAUUCUUGUGUUGCAUGUAUCCUUAUUCCAGAAGGAACUAUUUGGACUACAUAGACUGAGUGUUGUUAAAUAUUCUAGAAGGUUAAGGAACCAUAGUUAGAGGGCCUCAAGACUGUCUGUUACUGUAUUGUCCCCCCAGAGUUGUCCUACUCAGGGUCAGGGCCUAGUUACAGAUUGGUCUUCAAUCCAAGAAUUAAAACUUAAAAAAAGUUAACCUUGGCAAGAGCUAAAAUAAUUUUGGAUUAUCUGCCCUUUUAUAGACAUCUGCUAAGGGGAAUGCAGAGGGAAAGGACAGUCUACAUAAGAUUCUGGCCUACUUCCAAAUAAUGUCUGGGAAUCAGGCUGAAGGGAAGAACAUGGUCCACUCUUCCUUCAGAGAGGGAGCUCAGACUGUGACAUUACUGUUUCCAUUCUGGCCUUUGCUCCUGGUUAGAGGAGGAAGAAAGGGAACUAGUUUUGAGUAAUGGUUGGCUCAUAGUCCAUCCCUCUUGCUUUUUGUUUUGUUUUUUGACCCUUACUAUUAUUGGGGCAGUAGCCCCCUAUCCUGGAUCACUAUGAGGUGGGCUAGGUCCAACAGGUGCCCUAGGGGACAUACUAACUCCUUUCUGUUUGGGGGAGAGAAUGCCCCCUACCAUAGAGUUGACAGUGGUUAGGAACUCUCCCCAUCUUCCCUAUCCUUCCCUCAAGUAUAUUGUCACCCUGUAAUUCUAUUAUGUAUCUGAGUGUGUGUUUAUGUAUGGGGGGAAAGGGUUUCUUUACCAAUUUUUGUGGUUUGUGGCUUUUUCUUCAUACAUUAGUUCCCAUCACCGCAUGCCCAGGGGCCAUUGCCUGGCAGUAGCGCAUGCUGGGAUCAUUGGGGAAGUGUAGUGACCUCCCACUGUCGUUUGUUUUGGAAAUUCUUAUUUUUGCAUAAGUAGUCCAUCCCCCACAGAUUGCUAACUGUGUAAUCCCCUUGUCCCCGUGGCUGCUGGUGUAAAUAAACUGCAUCUCCCCAUUGGUACAGUAAUAAUAAACAGAAUUUUAAAAAAUUACUUCAUUUGGACUGUAUGUUCAUCUUUUAAAAUUGUACAUGUUUUUCAGUUAUUGACAUAGUAAAAUAAAUGUUGAAUUGCUGUUGAA
Messenger RNA from Manis pentadactyla (Chinese pangolin), 3665 nucleotides. It is a transcript of the gene ATXN7L3B, whose product is annotated as ataxin 7 like 3B. Gene Ontology annotation, biological process: regulation of gene expression. The record is from RefSeq and is a predicted model, not a curated record. Lineage: Eukaryota; Metazoa; Chordata; Mammalia; Pholidota; Manidae. The coding region runs from base 320 to 613 and encodes 97 amino acids. The transcript is spliced from 2 exons.